AUAUUAUUUGCCAUUUUGACUUGCCUUAAAAAGACAAAUUAAACAUGAUCAAAGCUCUAUAUAUACUGCUCCGGAGAAAAGAAAAAGGAGAAAAAAAAUAUCUCAUACCUAACGGGAUUUGUGCGAGAGAAAAAUCUCGGGUGAAAGAUGGCUCUCACAAGAAUUGGCCUUGCUGGUCUGGCUGUCAUGGGCCAAAACCUAGCCCUAAACAUUGCUGAGAAAGGGUUCCCCAUUUCAGUGUACAACCGCACCACUUCAAAGGUUGAUGAGACUGUUGAACGUGCCAAACGUGAAGGAAAUCUUCCAGUUUACGGUUUCCAUGAUCCUGCAUCGUUUGUCAAAUCAAUCCAAAAGCCCUGUGUCAUCAUCAUGCUUGUGAAAGCUGGUGCACCUGUUGACCAGACCAUAGCAACGCUCUCAGCUCACAUGGAGAAGGGUGACUGUAUAAUUGAUGGUGGCAACGAGUGGUAUGAGAACACAGAGAGGCGAGAGAAAGCCAUGUCUGAACUUGGUCUUCUGUAUCUCGGGAUGGGAGUUUCUGGCGGGGAGGAGGGUGCAAGGCAUGGACCUUCAUUGAUGCCUGGAGGGUCAUAUGAGGCCUACAAAAACAUAGAAGACAUUCUUCUCAAAGUGGCAGCCCAGGUUCCGGACAGUGGCCCCUGUGUUACAUACAUAGGCAAAGGUGGUUCAGGCAAUUUUGUGAAGAUGAUCCAUAAUGGAAUUGAGUAUGGAGACAUGCAGCUGAUUGCUGAAGCUUAUGAUGUAUUGAAAUCUGUAGGCAAGCUUUCAAAUGAUGAGUUACAGCAGGUGUUCUCCAAAUGGAAUAAGGGAGAGCUUCUUAGCUUUUUGAUUGAGAUCACAGCAGACAUUUUUGGAAUCAAGGAUGACAAGGGUGAAGGUUAUCUGGUAGACAAGGUCUUAGACAAGACCGGAAUGAAGGGUACUGGUAAAUGGACUGUUCAACAGGCAGCUGAUUUAUCAGUUGCUGCUCCAACAAUUGCAGCAUCUUUGGAUUCAAGGUUCCUUAGUGGAUUGAAGGAAGAAAGGGUUGAAGCUGCCAAAGUUUUCAAGUCAGGUGGCUUCAGUGACAUCUUGAGCAGUCAGCCAAUAGAUAAGGCGAAAUUGAUCGAGGAUGUGAGGCAAGCUCUUUACGCUUCAAAGAUCUGCAGCUAUGCACAAGGGAUGAACUUGAUAAGAGCUAAGAGCAUGGAGAAAGGAUGGGGCCUCAAGUUGGGUGAGCUUGCAAGGAUAUGGAAAGGUGGGUGUAUCAUACGUGCAAUCUUCUUGGAUCGGAUCAAGAAGGCCUACGAUCGGAAUCCAGAACUACCAAAUCUUCUAGUGGACCCAGAGUUUGCAAAGGAGAUAUUAGAUCGCCAGUCUGCUUGGCGUCGAGUCAUCUGCCUUGCUAUCAAUGCAGGUAUAAGCACUCCAGGUAUGUCUGCAAGUCUGGCUUAUUUCGACACAUAUAGGAGGGAAAGGGUGCCAGCUAAUUUGGUCCAAGCUCAGAGGGACUACUUUGGAGCGCAUACUUAUGAGAGGAUUGACAUGCCUGGAUCCUUUCACACUGAGUGGUUCAAGAUUGCAAAACAGUCAAAGAUCGGAGGUUAUCUUUGAUGAGUGCUUUCGUGGAGACAUGGGGGUUAUUAGUGAAUUGUGUGACUUUGGCUGAGAAAAGGGUCCAUCCCUGCUUUUUAACAAAAUAAUGUCCCAGAUUGGGAUAAGGAGACCAGUUGAACUGUUUAAAUUUGUGUUACUGCAGCUUUAAUGCAUUUUUAUUAGAACUCUGAAAUUUGGAUAUUAUGUUUACUAAGGUUUCACAUUUUAAGUUCUCCCAUAUCUUGGUGAGGAAAUCAGAAGGUCCGGCUAACAUGUGGAAUUGUACUAGUUCCAUCUGUAUGCUACUUUUAAACGCAUCUAUCAAAUCAAUUUUGCUUAU
This is a messenger RNA of Phoenix dactylifera (date palm), 1936 nucleotides long. RefSeq names its product 6-phosphogluconate dehydrogenase, decarboxylating 1. Gene Ontology annotation, biological process: pentose-phosphate shunt. The record is from RefSeq and is a predicted model, not a curated record. Gene Ontology annotation, molecular function: phosphogluconate dehydrogenase (decarboxylating) activity; NADP binding. NCBI's taxonomy places the organism in Eukaryota, Viridiplantae, Streptophyta, Magnoliopsida, Arecales, Arecaceae.